Mytilinidion resinicola is the source of this 1158-nucleotide messenger RNA. RefSeq lists its product as uncharacterized. The record is from RefSeq and is a predicted model, not a curated record. The coding region runs from base 1 to 1158 and encodes 385 amino acids. Lineage: Eukaryota; Fungi; Ascomycota; Dothideomycetes; Mytilinidiales; Mytilinidiaceae. The transcript has a single exon.
AUGGAGCAAUCUAAAGUUCCUCCGUACGGCACCACCAACGGCGAACCGCAACGCUCUAAGAAGACCAAGACUGGCAAUUUGAAACAGAAGAAGAAGGCUACAAGAGCCAGAGCUGCAGCUGCAGCGGCCGCGGCCGCCAACCAGAACGCAACACCUCCGCUCGAAACCGCGCAGGACGGCGACGAGACUACGCUAGUCAACGACACGGCUUCCAAAAUGUCACAAAACAUUGAGAAAGAGAGUGGGCCUGCAUUCAACGGCGUAGAGGCUACAAUUAUUGCCAACUCUAUUGCGCCGACGGCAUCAGCCACCCGGCUUGAAGACUGUCUGCAAGGCCCAGAAGUCGAAGUCUACCACAACACCGCCACGGGUAGAGAACUCAUUGACAAGAUCCAUCUCCGGCUUCUCACGCGCCUUUCCAUAGCCGCAGAAACCGCCUUCAGCUCUCCUCCGACUCUGGUAGGUGCUGCUCCAGACCAAUAUAUCAUCUCCACCACCUCCAACACCAGUUUCGCACUCAAAGUCAUUCUCAAAUGGAUGAAAGACUGCGCCGCUGCCGGCGGAAUCUUGUGUCUCUCUGCCUUCCCGCGCAAGAAGCGUGGAAUCACAAUCCUCGACCUCUAUCGCGUCUACGAGACGGCGCGCAAUAUGAAGGUUCGGACUAGCGUAGUUACUAUCUUGAAUCGGAUCAAGCAACGCAUGUCUCAUGAUGUACUCGACGCGUACACACUUUCCCUGCUAUGGAAAAAUCGAAAAAAUCAUGCGGACUUGACGUCCCACGCGAUCCAGCAAAUGUGCUUCCACUGGGUAGCCGGCCACCACGGGGACUGGGAGGCCGUGGAGUUAUAUCUGGAGAAGGUCCCCAACCUGAAGGCUCAAGUGGUACAAGAGGGCCAGCUUAGACAACUCGAGUUUUUCAUGAAGAAGGAGGAUGAGCGCAUGGAGAUGGUGACAGAGAACGAGGAUAGCAUCUCGAAGGUCGAUGAGUGGAAGGUGGAGCUGGAGCAUGAGAAAGCCGAGCACGACACCACCUCGUGGGACUGGACCGAAGGUAAUCCCCUCAAGGAGAUCGGACUUUCGCCACCUGCCUCCGUCGGAAAGGGCGUCCCUUCCAGAGAGGUCAAGGUAGGCGAGACAUAUUUUGGACCGCCGAAAUAG